This is a messenger RNA of Cynara cardunculus var. scolymus (artichoke), 2884 nucleotides long. RefSeq names its product ankyrin repeat domain-containing protein 13C-like. Lineage: Eukaryota; Viridiplantae; Streptophyta; Magnoliopsida; Asterales; Asteraceae. The transcript has 3 exons. The coding region runs from base 817 to 2754 and encodes 645 amino acids. The record is from RefSeq and is a predicted model, not a curated record. Gene Ontology annotation, cellular component: cytoplasm. Gene Ontology annotation, molecular function: protein binding.
AUUAAAUUGAAAUGGAUUAUGGUCCUAAAAUAAACAUCCAUGUUUUUAAGAAUGUGCAGUUAUUAUACUUUGAGAAAAUAACGUGUUUUGUCUUUGUGGUUAUAUGUUUUGAACGGUUUUGAUUCCCUUUUUUAAAAUUCAAAGGAUCGUGUCUAUGUAGGUGCACUUUAUAACGAACUUGGUCUUUAAAAAACUGCAACCAUAGAGACCCAACUCAUUAAAAAAUGUAACCCAUUAGAACCUAACUCAUUAAAAAAAAUUGCAGCUAUAUGUAUGUAACUCGUUAAAAGACGUAACCAUAAGGAUCUGUUUUGUUGAACUUUGAAAAAAUAAAAAACGCAAUGAAACAUAUAAUCUACUGUUUUUAAUUAAGCAAGUGAUUAGAGAAGUAAUAACAAGGUUGUAGUCUGAGUCCAUCCAGUUGCCAUUGUCGUCUUUUUGACCUCUGGAAAGCAGUAAAGGCAAAAACAAUUGAACCACUUUAAGCCUCUCACUCCACCCAGAUAGAUGCCGAUGCCCAGAGGAUGGAGGAAGAUCUGAAACAACAACUUCACAAUCCCUACUUCAACUGCUUCCAUACAUUCAUUCCCUUCAGAUUUGGGAAAUCCGAAUCCUGUAUGAAGCUAUGAACAGUAGUUGAAGGUUUUAUUUUCCCGAUUUGAUCUUCAGAUUUUGGGGUUUUUUUUUGGCAAAUGUGGAGCAACAUUAGGUUAUAGUUCAUUCAGCUUUAACAAUUGGGCAUUUAUGAUUUAUGAUGGUGUAUAGAAAAUGGGUGAAUCUUUGGCUUGAUUGAAUCACUAAGAACACCAAGAAUCAAUGGAAGAUUGUGCAAAGUAUUCCCAUAGUCCUGCUCAUUUAGCAGUUUCCCAACGAGACCAUGCCGCCCUUAAGAAACUCAUUGCAGCCCUCCCACGGUUGGCCAAAGCCGGUGCUGUUAAAACCGAGUCUGAAUCAGUAGCCGCUGAGUUAGAUGCCGAUGCUGUGUCGGCUGUAAUCGACCGCCGUGAUGUUCCAGGCCGCGAAACGCCUCUUCAUCUUGCUGUUCGUUUCAAAGAUCCGGUCUCAGCCGACAUUUUGAUGGCUGCUGGUGCCGAUUGGAGUCUUCAAAACGAGCAUGGAUGGAGUGCACUUCAAGAAGCGGUUUGUAAUCGAGAAGAGAACAUAGCCAUGAUCAUUGCUCGGCACUACCAGCCGCUUGCGUGGGCCAAGUGGUGUCGUAGGCUCCCUCGAAUCGUAGCUUCGGCUGCUCGUAUUCGUGAUUUCUAUAUGGAGAUAACUUUCCAUUUCGAGAGUUCGGUUAUUCCUUUUAUAGGAAGGAUUGCCCCCUCGGAUACUUACCGGAUUUGGAAACGUGGGUCGAAUCUACGUGCCGAUAUGACGCUCGCUGGCUUUGACGGAUUCCGAAUUCAGCGGUCGGAUCAAACGUUCAUGUUUCUUGGAGAUGGGUAUUUAAGUGGAGAUGGUAACACGUCUUUGCCUCCAGGUUCGUUGAUCGUUCUUUCUCAUAAAGAGAAAGAAAUAACAAACGCUUUGGAGGGAGCCGGUGCUCAACCUUCGGAAGCGGAAGUUGCUCAUGAAGUUGCAUUGAUGUCUCAAACUAACAUGUACCGGCCGGGAAUCGACGUGACUCAGGCCGAGCUCGUUCCUCAUUUGAAUUGGCGACGGCAAGAGAGAACGGAAGUCGUUGGACCCUGGAAAAGUAAAGUGUAUGAAAUGCUUAACGUGAUUGUGAGCGUGAAAUCGAGACGGGUUCCCGGUGCUAUGACGGACGAGGAGCUUUUUUCUAACGAACGGGCGGUCGAAGGUGGAACCGACGACCAUGAUGAGUAUGAUGAUGUGUUGACACCUGAAGAAAAGAUCCAAUUGAAUUCUGCCCUUCGAAUGGGAAACUCAGAAAGCCUUCGUGAUGAUGAAGAACGCGAAGUCGAACACGGAAACAGCGAGCCAGGUUCGUUUGAAAACUACGAAUCCAACUCGAAAGAUAAGAAAAGUUGGUUCGGUUGGAACAAGAAAGGAUCGAAAACAAAUGAUCCUGAGGAUUCAAAGAUUCUAAAGAAGUUCUCGAAACUGAAUGAAACUCAAAAAUCAUCGUCUGAAACUCACGGGGAGGACAAUGGUGAGUCUAAGAAAGUGAAAGAUAAGAGCGCUAAGAAGAAAAAGAAGAAAGGAUCGGCAACGGAACCUAAACAUGAAAGCGAAUAUAAAAAAGGGCUGAGACCAGUUCUUUGGUUGACACCAGAUUUCCCGUUGAAAACCGACGAGCUUGUGCCAUUGCUCGACAUCUUGGCCAACAAGGUGAAGGCCAUUCGGAGACUUAGGGAGCUUCUAACCACAAAACUACCUCACGGGACAUUUCCCGUCAAGAUUGCAAUUCCAAUUGUGCCAACAAUCAGAGUACUCGUAACAUUUACAAAAUUCAAGGAGCUACAAAGUUCAUCGGAAGAAUUCUCGACACCUCUCUCGAGCCCAGCUCACUUCCAAGAUUCAAAACCGAAAGAAGCAGAGGGGUCAACAUCCUGGAUCUCAUGGAUGAAAGGAAACCGCGGCGAUCAAUCAAGCGACAGCGAGGGUCGUAGUUUUAGGGACGAGACGGAUCCAUUCAACAUACCGACCGACUACACGUGGGUCGAUGCCAACGAGAAGAAACGUAGGUUGAAGGCCAAGAAAGCCAAGAUCAAGAAACACAAGAAGCAAUCUGCAGUAGCGAGAAACACUGAAAAUGGCGGACGUCCGCUGAGUGAAGAUUUGGAGUGAUGGAGUUUGUGUGGUAAAAAUUUGAUUUGGGGUUGUUCGAUUGAUUGUUGUAUGCAUGCGGUCUUUGUUUCUAGUCAGGGUUUUGGUAGUUGUAUCAGGAACAGCUUCAAUAUAUCAAUGCUUUUAUUAU